Messenger RNA from Spirodela intermedia, 1293 nucleotides. The record is from the annotation of a GenBank genome assembly. Lineage: Eukaryota; Viridiplantae; Streptophyta; Magnoliopsida; Alismatales; Araceae.
AUGUACCCUCACCUUGACUUUUUUGUUUUUCUUACAGGAGCCCAGCAUCGACAGGAGCUCAACAGCUCCGGGCUGCACCUGACCCUACACGACAUCCGCAGCCCCUGCUCUCCGGCGGCGCUGCCGGAGAUCGCCGCCGGCGAGAUCCUCCGCCGCGACCAGCGGCGGGUGGCGGACCUCGCCACCCGCCUCGCCGGCGGCGAGGCGGCGAUUAUCACCCCCAAGGCCCUCAACGUCCCCCUGAGCGCAGGCGUCUCCGUCGGCGUCGGCAACUACGUCGCCAAGAUCUCGCUGGGCACGCCAGCGAGGGACUACAUCGUCGUCUUCGACACCGGCAGCUCCCUCAACUGGCUCCAGUGCAAGCCCUGCAGCAUCUCCUGCCACAAGCAAGUCGGCCCCAUCUUCGACCCUGCAGCUUCAAGCAGUUAUCGCACCGUCCCCUGCUCCAGCCCCGAGUGCAACGAGCUCCAGUCGGCCACGCUGAACCCACCAUCUUGCUCCCGAUCCAAAAUCUGCAUCUACCAGGCCUCCUACGGCGAUGGCUCCUUCUCCGUUGGGUACCUCAGCAAGGACACCCUCUCCCUCGGCGGCGGCGGCGGCGCCGUCCCCGGCUUCGUCUACGGCUGCGGGCAGGACAACGAGGGCCUCUUCGGCAACACGGCGGGGCUCAUCGGACUCGCCCGCAACAGGCUCUCCAUGCUGUACCAGUUGGGGGCGAAGUACGGCUACGCCUUCUCCUACUGCCUCCCAACAAAGUCCGCCACCGGGUUCCUCUCCAUCGGCUCCUACAACCCGGCGCAGUUCUCGUUCACGCCGCUGGUGCCCAACAGGCUCGAUGGUAGCCUGUACUUCCUGAGCCUCGCCGGCGUGAGCGUCGGCAGAGGUCAACUGGCGGUGGCGGCGAGCGAGUACAAGCGCCUGCCGACGAUCAUUGACUCCGGCACGGUGAUCACGCGGCUGCCGACGGCGGUGCACGAGGCGCUGAGCAAGGCGGUGGUGGCGGCGCUGGCGAGGUAUCCCCGCGCGCCGGCGUACUCCAUCCUCGAGACCUGCUUCAAGGGGAGCUUCAGGACGCUGCCGGUGCCGGAGGUGACGAUCACCUUCGCCGGCGGGGCGCAGCUCAAGCUGGCGGCGGGGAACGUGAUGUACGACGUCUCAUCUACUACGACCUGCUUGGCCUUCGCUCCUACCAGCAACGUCGCCAUCAUCGGGAACCGCCAGCACCAGACCUUCAAGGUCGUCUACGACGUGACCCGGUCGAGGAUUGGGUUCGCCGCCGGCGGGUGCAGCUGA